Cokeromyces recurvatus is the source of this 667-nucleotide messenger RNA. RefSeq lists its product as uncharacterized. The record is from RefSeq and is a predicted model, not a curated record. The transcript has 3 exons. NCBI's taxonomy places the organism in Eukaryota, Fungi, Mucoromycota, Mucoromycetes, Mucorales, Mucoraceae. The coding region runs from base 104 to 538 and encodes 144 amino acids.
ACCCUGCACAUUUUUAUAUGCAAAAAUAGAACUCCGAUGAGCAGAAAAAUCGCCAAAUCUAGUAGUAUGUGGCAAAAGAAAUAAUAAAGCCAGUAAAUAGACUAUGGGGAAAAAAAGAAAAACUCUCUCUUUUUUUUUUUUUUUUAUCUCUUUUCCCCCUUUUUUUCUUUUUAUUAAAAAAAAAAUGAGUUUAAUAAAUAUUUCGAAUGAUGAUGGAGAAGCAAUUGUUGGCAUUUUGAAUAAAAAAACAAUGGAUAAGAUUAUUUUAUUUGUUCAUGGCGAACAAGGUCAUAAAGAUAGUCUUUAUCAAGUUGACUUGGCAGAUAGUUUACCUUUAAGUACAUUUCGGUUUGAUCUUCAUGGGCAUGGAGAUAGCGAAGGAAAAACAGGCUAUGAUCAUAUUAAAAAAAAUACAAAAGAUAUUUUUGUAGUGGCAAAUUAUUUCGAAAAUUUAGGCUAUGAUAUUUUUGCAAUUAUUGCAUAUGGAAAAGGUACGAUUAUUGGUUAUAUUCUUUACUUAUACAAUGAAAAUAUAUAGGUUCUUUAAGUGGUUUAAAAUAUGCAACUAGUUGUGAUAAACCAUUAUCACAUUAUAUUAAUAUAUCUGCUCCUUUUAUAAACAGUGAUACUUAUUAUACAACUAAUGUAAUUAUCCUUUAUGUGAUAU